AUGAUCCAACUUUUAGAAGCAAUUGAGGAAACAGAGCCACCAAAAGGGAAAACAGCCGGAAACGUUAGUAGACUUUCUAAAAGAUCCACAAGAGCUGCACAUUCAAUCGUUGACAUCACUGAUAGGGAACUGUUUAGCAAACGUGGCCUUAUCGACAUUGAAACAAAGAAGAAGGCCCCCAUUAUAAAAAAAGAACGUAAGCGCGCUUUGAAAAGGAGAAACGAAAUGGUGCAGAGUUCAUCCAGGGUCAAGAAUACAAAAAGGAAAAAGGUUGCAGCUGCGACUACAGCCAAUAUUCCAACUCCAAAUGAGGGUCCACUUAAUGAAGAGCAUGGAAAUGCCUCCCAACAAGCUAAUGUGUUUCCACCAAAAAUGGGAGACAGAUUGGACACAACAAGGCAAUUUCAGGAGGUUGCUGCUGCGACUACAGCCAAUGUUCCAACUCCAAAUGAGGGUCCACUUAAUGAGGAGCAUGGAAAUGCCUCCCAACAAGCUAAUGUGUUUCAAACAAAAAAGGGGGACAGAUUGCCCACAACAAGCCAAUUUGACGAGCUUAUAAAGAUAUCUCGCGAAUUACUUGCGAGAGUAGUUUCUAUUGAUGAGAACAAAAAAACCAAGACAACACCCCACCACAGCGAAAAAGGGAGUCAUGAGGCCGGGCAGACCUAUGUAGUAGAGGAUCCUUCUAUAGAUCUGCAAUUUGCAGAUCGGGAUAUUUACGGGAAUCAGACGAUGGUGGAUAAAGAUGCUGUACAGCCGGACGAUUUCGAAAGCUCCGUGCCUGAGCCCCAAGAUAGGGAGAAAGGAACUUGCACAUCAGCACAAACCCAAGAGUGCAAAAGAAAAGCUCAAAAGAAGCCUCCAACAACCGUUUCCGCAAUAUUGGAUUCAAGUAAUGUAGUGGCAAAUCAUGUUGUAGAGUUUGAGUUAUUAACGAACCAGGAUAUUGCACGGUUCGAGACUACAGAGUCCAGCAGAGUAAGCCGUCGGCAAUAACUACAGUAUGGAGUUAGCGAGGGUCCUUAUCCGCUACGCGUAGCAUGGCCUCAAACAAUUUCAGCCUUUGAGGCCUGGUACACAAAUGCCGCCAAAACACCACAGUAAGUAGCCACAAUUAUAACGAUGUGUGUUUCUAAAGUAAUUUCAUGAAAUUACUCUUGUGUUAUUUUGUCGAGGUCGAAGCCAUUGAAGGGUAUGCCGUAUGUUGGAGACCGUUAUGCAAGUUGGUUUGAAGAAUUGUGGAAAGCCCGUGGAUGGCUUAGUAGUGAUCAUAUCGAUUGUUUGGUGCAUCUAAAUAUCGCGGCAUUUAAGAGGAACCCUACAGCCUUUCUCACAAAGUGGACCGUGGUGGAGCAGAUUGGCUGGAACGCCCUUUGUGCCGUGACGGAAGAUGUAUUGCGCAGUCAACUGAAACCUUACAUUGAAGGGAGGGCACCUUAUCAGCUUGCAACUCCUUGGUGGGAGGCGGAGAAGGUUGUGGGACUAGCACAGCUACAAAAGGAACAUUGGGUGUGCUACGAGAUCAACAUUGACGAGCAAUGCGUAAUCAUCUAUGAUUCACUUUCAUCUUCAAGGGAUCCACUUCUUGUCCGCAAACCAUUUGCCCGAGUGUUGAUCAAUCUAGCAUGGAUGUGUCAGGAGUGCAAAUUGUGGGAGCGAAGAUUCAAGAAGAAAAGCUUGCAUCAAGUCUGGGAAUUGAAAAUUGAGAACCACCCGCCUCAACAAGGAAACACAACCAACAGCGGAAUCAUGGCCUUGAAGUACUUUGAGUGCUUGAUAACCAACACCCCAAUGUCAGUACUCCACGAGGAUCACGGCGAAGAAUUUCGACGUUCUUAUUGCGCACAACUAUUCGAUCACUGCAGGCAAGAUCUUCUAGGGUAGAUAUCUGGGGUGAUGAUGAAUAUCCAGUUUUCUUACUAAAUCAACUAUCAAAUGCUUUUGUUUGCAACAUCGAACU
Molecule: messenger RNA, 1960 nt
Organism: Salvia miltiorrhiza (redroot sage)
Lineage: Eukaryota; Viridiplantae; Streptophyta; Magnoliopsida; Lamiales; Lamiaceae
Exons: 6
Coding region: 1-996 (331 amino acids)
Source: RefSeq, a predicted model, not a curated record